AUGAAUGUGCGGACAUGUAACGACUUAAGGCAAUCAAUCGAGAGUCUGCGUGCAACAACUCAAGCGAGUGGACAACGCUUUGCUCAAAAUCCGCAAAAGAAGCUGCGGUGCAGCAAGUGUUCCAAGGUAGGACAUGAUGCAAAGAAGUGUACAGAAGCAGAUCCAAAGCAUGCGGUCGCUAAGAUUGAAUGCAACGUAAGUACGCAGCAGAAGAGUCCACCCAUCGUUGAAGAAAUUGAAUGUGAAGGCGUAAAAUAUCAAGCGUUGGUGGACACGGGUAGCGAUCAUUCGCUCAUACGAACUACAGCAGCAAUAAAUAGCGAACAUAAGACGCCAACGUUCCAACGGCUACAAGGGUUUGGUGGCUCUAUAGUUGAGGUCAUCGACACGGCUAUAAAGUUGAAGGAUGAGGUUAUUAAGGCCAAGCUAUACGAGGUACCGGACAGCAUGUUGAAUUGCGAUCUCUUGAUUGGAAGAGAUGUGCUGUGUGGUCACGAUCGACGAUUGAUCAUUGACGCAGGGUCAAUGAUGUUGCAGAUCAAGAACGCGAAACAGUUCAACGUUAACGAAGGUCUUCAAGAUGACGGAAAGCAAAACGUGUUUAAGCUGCUGACAGACUAUGACGAUUGGUUUUCGGAAGGUAUAUCCACGCUAGGCCGAUCGAAGACAACGACAAUGAUUUUUGAAGUUACUGCUCCAAGUCCAAUAGUGGGUAGACGAUACCAGGUGCCAUUCGCAAAGCAGGAAGAGCUGUCAUCGAUUUUGAAGGAGCUGCUGACCAACGAGCCUGAUGCUAGUGACGAAGGCAAACGGGGAGAGCAGGAUGUGUGUGAAUUAUCGCGCGUUAAACGCGGUAACAAUACGUAA
This is a messenger RNA of Rhagoletis pomonella (apple maggot), 867 nucleotides long. RefSeq lists its product as uncharacterized. NCBI's taxonomy places the organism in Eukaryota, Metazoa, Arthropoda, Insecta, Diptera, Tephritidae. Gene Ontology annotation, molecular function: zinc ion binding; nucleic acid binding; aspartic-type endopeptidase activity. The transcript has 3 exons. The record is from RefSeq and is a predicted model, not a curated record. Gene Ontology annotation, biological process: proteolysis. The coding region runs from base 1 to 867 and encodes 288 amino acids.